Messenger RNA from Xenopus tropicalis (tropical clawed frog), 1419 nucleotides. Its product is annotated as protein kinase C delta type-like. The coding region runs from base 463 to 1011 and encodes 182 amino acids. Lineage: Eukaryota; Metazoa; Chordata; Amphibia; Anura; Pipidae. The record is from RefSeq and is a predicted model, not a curated record. Gene Ontology annotation, molecular function: protein kinase activity; protein serine/threonine kinase activity; transferase activity. The transcript is spliced from 4 exons.
AUAAAUUCAUAUAGAUCUGUUCUACUACAAGGCUAUUGGCUAUCUCAGGAAAUGAGUAACUGUGUCCCAUCAAGAGACCCUGUAACAUUUACUCUCCCCUUUGCCUUUCUCAGGUCUGGUUGGCUUCUUGGACCAGCAGGAACCAGCGCGUAGCAAUUAAGGUCAUACCAAAGACCUCGCAGGUUGAGACGGAAGCCCGUGUGCUACGCAUUACUAAAGGCAGCCAUUUCCUUUGUCACGCCUAUGGGGCCUUUCAAUCACAGGUAAUAAAUUAUAGCCCACAUUUACCAAAUGUAGGCCCAACUGCAGGAAUGCUAAGGGCUGCUAAAUUGUAGCCCCAGUGUGUUCCUAUGCCUUUUAGUGCUACUGCACUACUCAUUCUAGGCACUCAAAAAUGUUCAUAGCACAAAUCUAGUUGGGCGCUACCCUAUAUUGUGUUGUUCAUUGACUUUCUACAAAUUCAUGUGUUUCACUCUCCUUGUUUGCUUCCCUGACCAGAACCAUGCCUAUAUCAUCCUGGAGUACAUCAGAGGGGGCACUCUUAUGGCUGGGAUGAGGAAAGCAGGGCACCUGGAGGAAGACGCCAUUGCUUUUUACUCAGCAGAGAUGAUUUGUGGCCUUCAGUUCCUUCAUUCCAAGGGGAUCAUCCAUCGCGACCUGAAACCAGCUAAUAUAAUGCUAGACCAAGAAAGUCACAUAAAAAUAGUUGACUUUGGUCUAGCAAAGGAAAACAUCUCCGGGAACGACACCACCACACGCAAGGCUGGAACACCUCGCUAUAUGGCACCGGAGGUGAUUGAAGAAAAGGAGUAUAAUGCAGCAGCUGAUUGGUGGUCAUUGGGUAUCAUCAUCUACCAAAUGGCCACCUACACAUUCCCAUUUACCAGCCCAAUGGGGAAACAACUAUCUCCACUCACGGAUGAGCCCUUUUAUCCCAGCUGGCUCAGUGAUGAACUGGUGGACCUCCUGCAAGCGGUGAGUAUAAGCAAAUUAUACUGUAGAAUAAUGUAAAGAAUGCAAAAGGUCUUCUUUUGCAUUCUCAGAUAUAUGUAUUCCUACAUUUCAUAAUGUAAACCUAGGUGGGUGGGAUCAAUGUAGGGCUACAGAAAAUUGGCAUGAGCCCUCAGUGGAACUAGUAUAAAUGCCAUGUCUGUGCACUUUAGCUGUAUAUCCAGUAGCCAUAACACUGUAUUUGUAGCCCAAAGGAAAAUAAGGCUGGCAGAGGGCAGUAAAUGGGUCAAUUUUAUAUUUCCUAUAGUGCCUACUCUGACACACCCUGCUGAAUAUUAUCACUGUCAUGUGCACUGCAGGCCCCCAGAAUGAGACCUGUGGGUUUUCAUGAUCAGAGUUUUUUGUAUGUGUAUAGAUUUACCUACAUCUGUAUAAAGUGAUAUAUUUUAUUACUUAAGCUAUUGGAGA